Messenger RNA from Aaosphaeria arxii CBS 175.79, 2303 nucleotides. RefSeq lists its product as uncharacterized. The transcript has 5 exons. The record is from RefSeq and is a predicted model, not a curated record. The coding region runs from base 95 to 2038 and encodes 647 amino acids. Lineage: Eukaryota; Fungi; Ascomycota; Dothideomycetes; Pleosporales.
GUUUGCUAUCUCGUGGCCGGCUUUCUGUAUCCGGCCAAUUCAGUUCAAGUCGACUGGUCUCCAAUACAGCCAAAGCCCGUGACGGGCCAUAACCAUGGAGGCCCCCGAAGACGAUGCCAAGGUCAGGCAAAGAUCCAUGCCUACGGUCACGCCCAUUCAGCAGGAUUUCCUUUUUGUCGAUGCCUCCAAAUCUGCCAAAAGCUCUCGCCAGGGCCGUCGAAACGCUCGCUCUUUUGUGAUGCAGAAGGCCAGACGAGAGCGCCCGUGGUCAACCAGUAAACACGCAGCGAAACAGAGAAAGAGCCCCGAAACCACGAGUCCUGUAGCUGUUGGUACACCUGAUAUCACGAACCUCCGUACUCCAAACACCACCACACCUAGUCCUACGAGAACCACGCUGGGCCCUGACUAUCGAUCCUUUGAAUCCUAUCGAUCCUUUGAACCUGCGGACGGACUUUCCCUCCUGAAGCAAGUGCGUUGCUCGGAAUGUCAAAUGCUCCAUUCUGGACCCGGUCGUAGUCUGUGCCGAAGAUGUAUCGUGCUCAACACACCAACACUCACAGAUCCUGAUCAUUCCCUCUUUGAUCCAUUCGGCACCAUUUCUGUCAAUGUCAAUGAGAGCGUAACAGAGUUAUUAGACCACUUUGUUGCGAGAAUGGCCCCUACCACCAUUCCUCUCGAUUUCCGGAACAAGUCGAAUCUAAUGAGGUCGGAUUGGUUUGGUACAGCCAUGAAUAAUUCCGGAUUCAUGCAUAGCUUACUAUGCACUGCCGCAUUACACAUGUUCGUGUUCGGCAAAGGCUCCUUCGACACGAUCCACUACCACAAAGCGCAAGCGAUCGCGGCCGUAAAUGCAGCUAUUUCAGAUCCAGACCCGCUUUUAGGUAUCUCCGAUGCUAAUAUUGGCGCCGUGUUCAAUCUGUUAUGUGUAGAGGAGAGCUUGCCUCAUCUACGGCAAUUGGAUCCAGGCGAGGAGAUGCCCAAUCAAAGGCAAAUUCAUUUGGACGGCCUACGAAGGAUGGUGCAACUUCGAGGAGGGUUGAAGGCGAUUCACUCAAACCGCAUCCUGCAAGCUUUUAUAUUAUGGCAUUCAACAGCACAUGCUAUAGCGGCGUUCGACAUCCCAUAUCUCUCCAGCAUCGACUAUAUUAGCACAUCGCAUUUUCCGCCGCAUCCCCCAGGAUAUCGACCGAGAAUAUCAGAUCAUCUGAUCGAAUACUGCAGAGCCGCUCAGAUUCAAUCCACCCUCACCGUCCACGUAGAAUCAGCCCUAAUCUUGAUUGCCGACCUGAACGACGGAUUUGGCAAUCCCGAAAGCCCUCUCGACCCACUCGACAUUCAGAAUUCAUCCUGCGUCCUCGAAUGCUUGUUGCUCGACUGGCUACGAAGCCAUGAAGGCCGGACGACGCCUCUGGAAAACGCUCUCUGUGUCGCUCUCCUUAUACUGACCGUGCGCGCUACUGAGGCACUCCAGCGACGGUCCGACCCACAUACUCUUCAUACUAUCGCCAGUGCACGCCUGGUAAAAUCUCUUUGCGCCACCAGCCGAGAGGAAUGGGCGCCCUGUCCUGAUCUUCUCUUAUGGAUCCUUACCAUCGGCGCCAUAUCAUCCGAAGGAUCGAUGCAGUACUCGUGGUUCUCCUACCAAGUUUCGCUAGCCUGUCAGGAGUUCGGAGUUGGAUCCGUACAGAUUUUGCUUGACCGGCUUCAUCUAUGUGGAUGGGUUGGUUAUAAGCUCGACACGGCGGUUCAUCACCUAUGGAAUAAUAUCUUGCAUCUGAGGCAAACGCCAUCAUUCGAUCCGAUCAAUGAGGUUGGACCGCUUCAGCCCCAUGUAUCACCACCGGAUUGGACCAACUGGCACGAUUACGAUGACUGGCUAGCAUCAAGUGACAACAGGACCCCGACAGCAGAUCCCGAUAAACAGCAAGAAUCAGGCGCGGGUAUUCAUAGUUUUGGGCAUUAUAUUUAUUACCCAACUGCCCAACCUGUCCUGCAGGGUAUUCAGUGGGCAAGCUAUCAAGCGCCCUCGGAAUGAAGCACCUGGCAGUCCCUUCUGCAUCGAAAUCUCCUUUUCGCCAAUCAUGGAGAGAAGAUUACUCAUUCCUGCCACAUCUAUCGUACCUCAACUCGUUGAACAAGGGCGAUGGCCGAGUUUGAGACGGCAAUCUUUACUUGCCCAGCAGAGCCACCGAACCUAUCCCAUCAUUUUAAGAUCAGGGAUUGGUCCAACAGGCAUCGGACCUCAUGAGGACCGCUUUACUCCACCAGCACCAUUUCGACCGAAUAUGCAACUAUGUCCA